This is a messenger RNA of Pteronotus mesoamericanus, 1778 nucleotides long. RefSeq names its product transmembrane protein 141 (gene TMEM141). NCBI's taxonomy places the organism in Eukaryota, Metazoa, Chordata, Mammalia, Chiroptera, Mormoopidae. The record is from RefSeq and is a predicted model, not a curated record. The transcript is spliced from 5 exons. Bases 27 to 353 code for a protein of 108 amino acids.
GAUCGCACCGCCAGGCCCGACCAGCCAUGGUGAACCUGGGCCUGUCCCGGGUGGACGACGCCGUAGCCGCCAAGCACCCGGGACUGGGCGAGUACGCCGCCUGCCAGUCGAACGCCUUCGUGAAGGGCGUUUUCACCUUUGUCACAGGCACUGGUGCGACCUUGGGCCUGCAGAUGUUCCUGCAGAGGAAGUUUAAGUACCCCUUUCAGUGGAACGUCCUGGGGGCCGUGGUCGCAGGCUCCGUGGCCAGCUACUGGGUGACCCGAGUGGAGACGCGGAAGUGCAGCGACCUCUGGCUCUUCCUGGAGACGGGGAAGCUGCCCACAGACGCGGGCCCAGAUCAGCGCUCCUAGAAGACCUUCCCCACAGCAUCCAGCGAAGGCCUGGAGAGUUCUAGAACACAGCCCUCAACCGCUCCACCCCCUGGGCCGGCCCUCCCCCCGACAGUGCCUCCUCGCACCCUGAGGUGCACAGGCCUCUCCUGCCCAGGGGGUCGCGCCCGCCGGGGCCACUGCUGGGUUGGCCUCCUGCGGGGCAGCGAGCGGCCCGGUGGACCCGAAGCCAGAGGGCCGUGGUACAGCGGCGUGAGGGGAGGGCGGCUGCCCCCCCUGGUGCACUGAGGCUCCCUGUCUGGCCCUGCGUCCCCCACGGUCAGCGGCGACAGGUGCUGCUGGGCCUGCGGCACUAAUAAACGCCUUGAUCUUUUUGCCACCUGAGUUCUGGAAAGCAAGCGAUCGGAAAGCAAGUCAAAGCAGGAAGCAGCCGAGAGACAAGUGUCGCCUUCAUGCCACGUGGCUGCUACUCAGGCUGUGCCAGGCAGCCCCUAACACUGAGCCCUGGGAUUAGACCCUCCUGCUGGCCCUGGGGUCUGUUUCUGUGCAACUGGCUCAGAGGAGUGGACCCUGUGUGUACAGCCCGUUGCACCUGGCUCCUGAGAGACAAAGGACAGAUGGUGGCUGUGCCCAAACACCUGCCAGAGGAAGUCUCUUCUCUUCAGGGGCGGAGGGAGGUCGGAGCUCGCUAACCGGAGCUCAGUCCUCAUGGGAGGAAAGCUCGCAAGUGGGCAAGCCCACCCCCCUCAACCACCCCAACGGGCAGAGGUGCAGAUUAUAUAAACUCUGGGCAAGUCCACUGGCCUUUGCAGCUGGCCUCCCAUUCCCACCGAAGGCACACAGCACAGGGCCACGCCGCCCGCGCCAGCUCAGCCCCCAGGCCCUUGGCCAGCCGGUCGUUCAGAAGAACGUCUGCCGAGCACCUGCUAGGCCCUAGGACCCUGUGGGUGGGAAGGCAGCGGCAGGAGGCCCAAGAUAACUGUGCCGUAAGCAAUGUAGAGCCUCUUUCAUGUAAAGGUCGAAUCGGGCAGCCUGAGGCUGACAGUCAGGGGCCCGGACUCCUUUUAGUCAAUUGCCUGUUGCAAUGGCAUCUACUCCAAAUCUACCUCAUGGUCCCAGACAGCUGCACCACCUCCAGCCAUUGUGUCUUCAUCCCAGCCACCAGAGAGGAGGAGGCGGAGGGCAGUUCACUCACCACUGUGCUUACACUGCAUUGGUACACUGUGCAGAGGCACCCGGCAAGGCUGCCUUGCGCUGAGCAGCCCUGUGCCCCGACUAAAAUUCAGGGGCUAGCCCUGGCUGGUGUGGCCCAAGGGACUGAGCACCGGCCUGCAAACCACAGGGUCUCUGGUUGGAUUCUCAGUCAGGGCACUGGCCUGGGUUGCGGGCCAGGUCUCCAGCAGGGGGCGUGUGAGAGGCAGCCACAUUGACGUUUCCCUCCCGCCC